AUGUUGCCGUUUAAGGAGUCGCAAUUGCCAUUGAAAGGAGCUGCAACUGACGCUAAAAUUUUCAACGACCAGAUGGUUGUCCGUAAACAGUUGCAGCGUCACUCCGAACGGGUUAAGUUUUGCUGUCGUAUAAAGAAGAAAUAUGAGCAAAUCAAUAAAAUCUUUCCGGCUUGUUCCGCCGCUCAUUUCCUGAAAGCUGCAUCGAAUCGGAGGAGUGAAGGGUUUGUCUUGUCUGAAUUCACCAUGAGGGCUAAGUGGAAGAAGAAGCGUAUGAGGAGGUUGAAGAGGAAGAGGCGAAAGAUGAGACAGCGAUCUAAGUAG
Microthlaspi erraticum is the source of this 321-nucleotide messenger RNA. The record is from the annotation of a GenBank genome assembly. Lineage: Eukaryota; Viridiplantae; Streptophyta; Magnoliopsida; Brassicales; Brassicaceae.